Messenger RNA from Hypoxylon fragiforme, 1692 nucleotides. RefSeq lists its product as uncharacterized. The record is from RefSeq and is a predicted model, not a curated record. Bases 367 to 1692 code for a protein of 441 amino acids. The transcript has a single exon. Lineage: Eukaryota; Fungi; Ascomycota; Sordariomycetes; Xylariales; Hypoxylaceae.
CUAUUUCUAUGUCACAAACCCCUUUGCACGACUUGGGGUCCAGGUGAUUCUCUGUGAUUUGAUUUCUUUUGCCUGUUUCACUUCGAUAUAUACUACCUUUUGCUAUUACUACUUUGCUUCUCUAUAGUAAAGAAAAACUUAUUUAUCAUUAUUAACAAAUUUGUUAUUUGCUCUUUUCCAGUUACUUACAGCCUAUAUUUCAUCUACCUCUUUCGUUUCAUUAAUUCUCGUUCUGUAACUCGUUACUUGGCCGGGCAAAGGGAACGGGAACAGGGGGAAAGAAAAAAAAGAAUACUUCCAUUCCAUAAUAAAGAUCAGGUAUCUACAUAUCGAUAAUACUACACUCGAACUCGAAAAAAAGUACCCAUGACACAGUUUUGGGGACCGAUUCGGGCUCUGCGUCUGGCGGUGGCGCUCGCGGCGGCAGGCUCCUCCGCCUCCUUCCUCAGGCCGAGCUUGAUGCUCGCGGGAAGGGCCGACGAGACCUGCGCCGCAGACUUCUCCCCGUGCGCGCAAGCAGGACUUCCGGGGAACUUCUGCUGCGAGAAAGAUGCGUCGUGCAUCGUCCUCGCCGCCAACACGACAGUACUAUGCUGCCCGCAAGGGAACGACUGCGGGCGCGUGAGCCCCAUCACGUGCGACCUGUCGCUGCAGGACCCCGCGAAGAAGCCCAAGGCGGAGAUCAAGACCACCGCGCUCAACGGCAAGCUCCCCGUCUGCAAGAACCUGUGCUGCCCCUUCGGCUACAGCUGCGACGACUCGGGCAACUGCUCCAUGGACGCGGACCAGAGUAAGCCGCCCGCCGUCGCUCCGCCCUCCUCUUCUUCAACCGCCACCGCCACCACCCCGACCAGCACCCACCCCUCCACCGCGAACCCGUCCGAGACGGUCGCCGUAAGCGGCAUCGCGACAGCCGCGCCCUCCUCCGAGACCCCCUCAGCAAACCCAACCAACACCGCGAACUCCGCAACCGUGAUCGGCGGCGUCGUCGGCGGCGUCGUCGCCCUCGUCGCCCUCAUCGUCGCCAUCGCCAUGCUCUGCCUGCGGCGCCGGCGUCGCCGGAACGCCGGAGAGCCAAAGCUCCAGCGCCACGAGUCGACCUCCUCCUUCGGCAACAUCAUCAGCGCGCCCGUCCCGCACGCGCACUAUCCCAACCAGCGCCUCGACUUCCUCGCCAAGCCGCACCCCCACAGCAUCGCCUCGUCCUCCCCGACCGCCGUCGACGCCAUGUCCCCCUUCCAGAAGGGCCACCGCCAGGACGAGGACGUCUUCAUGCCGCCCAACAGCCCCUACGCGCGCCGCCCGGACAGCGAGAUGUCGGACGCGCCGCGCAGCUACCACGCGUCGGCGGAGAUAGGCGGCCUGCGGAGCCUGACGGACUGGCGGACCCGGCACAGCGAGCAGCUGCCGUACCCGACCGCGAGCAGUCCGGCCCGCACGCCGGUGCCGAAGCUCGCGGUGACGUCUGCUGCUGCGGGCGGUGGCGGGGAUCACGAGGAAGGGCACCACAGCGCGGGGAGCGAGGGCAGCGAGAGCAUCGACGUGUUCGCGGACCCGCGCACGAUGCACGGGGGGGCGGGGAGGCCGGAUAGCGCGGUGACGACGUGGUCGCGGAUACAGAAGCGGGCGGAUGGGGUGGAUGUGAAUAAGGGGUUGAGGCUUGGGGAGGCGACGAUGGGGAGGAUGCGGUGA